AUGGACGUGAACCAGGUCUUGACGGGAACCAUCUCACCUGAUGCCCAGGUUCGCACUGCUGCCGAACAGCAGUUGCUCCAGGCCGCGGAACAAGAUUUCCCUGGAUACCUCAUAACACUCUCUCGCGAACUUGCCAAUGAUUCCGCAGAUUCCUCCGUGCGUAUGGCCGCUGGUCUCGCACUCAAAAACUCGUUUUCAGCUCGCGACUUUGCACGCCUGCGUGAAGUACAGCGUCGGUGGAUCGAGCAGAUCGACCCGCAGAUCAAACAACAGGUCAAAACUCUAGCCUUGCAGACGCUGGGCGCGACCGACGUCAGAGCGUCACAAUCUGCCGCACAGUUCAUUGCGUCCAUCGCCGCCAUCGAGCUGCCCAGAGAGCAAUGGCCCGAUCUGAUGCAAACUUUGGUCGAGAAUGUCGGCAGUGGGUCAGAUCAGAAGAAGCAGGCUUCACUCACAACAAUUGGUUUCAUCUGCGAGACUGAUGAGCAAGAUCUCCGCGACAGCUUGGCCCAGCACAGCAAUGCCAUCCUCACGGCCGUUGUUCAAGGAGCACGCAAGGAGGAGCCAAACGUCGAGAUCCGAAAUGCGGCCAUCACAGCUCUUGGUGACUCUCUCGAAUUUGUGCGCACCAAUUUCGAAAACGAAGGCGAGCGGAACUACAUCAUGCAGGUCGUAUGCGAGGCGACGCAAGCCGAGGAUUCACGCAUCAAGCAAGGAUCAUACGGAUGUUUGAACCGUAUCAUGAGCUUAUACUAUGAGAAGAUGAGAUUUUACAUGGAGAAGGCACUGUUUGGGCUCACCAUUCAGGGCAUGAAGAAUGAGGAUGAGGACGUUGCCAAACUUGCCGUCGAGUUUUGGUGCACAGUCUGCGAGGAGGAGAUCAGCAUCGAGGAUGAUAAUGUCCAGGCUCAGGCAGAAAACAGCGCCGAAGUGCGUCAAUACUUCAACUUCGCUCGCGUGGCCACUCAGGAGGUUGUCCCUGUCCUGCUUGAAUUGCUCGCAAAGCAGGAUGAAGAUGCUGGAGACGAUGAGUACAACAUCUCUCGCGCUGCCUACCAGUGUGUUCAAUUGUGGGCUCAGGCAGUUGGCAGCCAGGUCGUUCCUCCUGUCCUCACCUUUGUGGAGCGAAACUUGCGCAGCGAAGACUGGCACUACCGUGAUGCUGCAGUUUCCGCCUUUGGAGCAAUGAUGGAGGGACCCGAUGAGAAGGUCCUGGACCCAUUGGUCAAGCAGGCGCUUCCAGUCCUGAUCACCAUGAUGGCCGAUCCUUCGGUCCAAGUUCGUGACUCAGCAGCUUUCGCGCUCGGCCGCAUCUGUGAGGCUGUGUCCGAAUCUAUCGACCCGCAGGAGCACCUUCAGCCGCUCAUUACGGCAUUGUUCCAGGGUCUUGCUUCUCACCCGAAGAUGGCGAGCUCUUGCUGCUGGGCGUUGAUGAACCUUGCGGACCGCUUCGCUGGGGAGCCCGGAUGCCAGACCAACCCGUUAUCUGAGCACUUCCAGGCCAGCGUGCAGCAUCUUCUACAGCUCACUGAGAGUACUCAUGACAAUACCCUUCGCGUCGCAGCGUAUGAAGUUCUCAACGCCUUUGUUACCAAUGCCGCGAACGACACUGUUACAAUGGUCGCUAGCUUGAGCGAUGUCAUUAUCGAAAGACUCGAGAAGACCAUCCCGAUGCUUCAGCAAGUCGUAUCGGUCGAGGAUCGUCUCACCCUGGAUGAGAUGCAGACUUCGCUCACAUCAGUCAUCAUGGCCAUCAUUGGACGACUUGAGAAGGAGAUUGCACCCCAGGCUGAUCGGAUCAUGCAGCUCAUGCUUACACUACUCCAAUCUCUGCCGCCAAAGUCCAGUGUGCCCGAUACAGUGUUUGCCACCAUCGGCUCAUUGGCCAACGUCCUCGAUGCAGACUUCGAGAAAUAUAUGCAGUCCUUCGCACCCUUCUUGUUGACGGCACUCAAUAACCAAGAGGAGCCUCAGCUCUGCUCAAUGGCCAUUGGCCUCGUCACUGAUGUGACACGUGCCUUGGAGCAGAAGAUUGCUCCUUGGUGUGAUGGUUUCAUGAACGGUCUUCUUAACAACCUCCGAAGCCCAAACCUUGGCAACCAGUUCAAGCCAGCGAUUCUGCAGUCAUUUGGCGAUAUUGCUCAAUGCAUCGGUGGUGCCUUCGAGCCUUAUAUUUCCGUUGUCGCGCAAGUCUUGCAGCAGGCUGCCAACGUCAAUAACGUCGACAGCUCAACGAGCUUUGAGAUGAUUGACUACAUCGUCUCGUUGCGCGAGGGUAUCAUGGAUGCUUGGGGCGGUAUCAUCAUCGCCGUCAGAAGCUCGCAAAAGCAGCAAUUGAUUCAACCUUAUGUGGAUUCGAUCUUCCAGCUAUUACAGAGCGUCUAUCAAGACCCUAACCGCACCGAGGCGCUUCUCAGGUCAAGCAUGGGUGUCGUCGGUGAUAUCUCCGAGGCAUUCCCAGGCGGCGAAGUCAGCGCCUACUUCCGAAACGACUGGAUUACUCCUAUGGCGCGUGAUACACGAAGCAACAAGGAGUUCUCCUCACGGACGAUCGAGACUGCUCGCUGGGCUCGUGAACAGAUUAAGCGACAGACUGGUAAGUUCCGACAGACCCGCUAA
Dissoconium aciculare CBS 342.82 is the source of this 2619-nucleotide messenger RNA. Its product is annotated as ARM repeat-containing protein. Gene Ontology annotation, molecular function: small GTPase binding; nuclear import signal receptor activity. Gene Ontology annotation, biological process: protein import into nucleus. The transcript is spliced from 6 exons. The record is from RefSeq and is a predicted model, not a curated record. Gene Ontology annotation, cellular component: nucleus; cytoplasm. Bases 1 to 2619 code for a protein of 872 amino acids. NCBI's taxonomy places the organism in Eukaryota, Fungi, Ascomycota, Dothideomycetes, Mycosphaerellales, Dissoconiaceae.